Messenger RNA from Phytophthora nicotianae INRA-310, 5136 nucleotides. RefSeq lists its product as hypothetical. Bases 1 to 5136 code for a protein of 1711 amino acids. The record is from RefSeq and is a predicted model, not a curated record. Gene Ontology annotation, biological process: mRNA processing; mRNA export from nucleus. Gene Ontology annotation, molecular function: mRNA binding. NCBI's taxonomy places the organism in Eukaryota, Oomycota, Peronosporomycetes, Peronosporales, Peronosporaceae. The transcript is spliced from 5 exons. Gene Ontology annotation, cellular component: THO complex part of transcription export complex.
AUGGACCACGGCCGCAAAGGCCUGACGCUCAUCGGCGAGCGCGUGCUGCAUCACUGGGCGGAUAACGGGCGCUCUGAUGUACUGAAGAGUGUGGCGCGCGGCUUGGACGACUUCUCCGGUCAUGAGGCGGACUCUGAGUUGCCGCGUCUGUUGUAUGAGCUCGUGUGGAUCGUUUUAAACGCCAAACUAACCAAACAGGAGAUGCUGGGGCUGCUGAAGGAGGCUGAACUGAUGAAGCAUCCGAAAGCUUGCGACCUCCUGACUGACCUGUUGUGGGUCAUCAGCAACGAAGUGGAGGCCAGUGAGCGUGGCCAUGAGCGCCACACAUCGAGAGAGUGGCGCAAUCUUUGUGCACUAGUGAAGACCAUCGCAGACGAGAAGCUCGUGCCUCUACUGAACCUGAAGGGGCUACUCGAGUUCGACCUCCUACACGACGCUGAGCUGGCACUGGAGCCGCAGUUGCUGGUCAAGAAAAUGGUGCGUAUCAACACCAAGACGCUGUAUACUCAGACCAAGUACAACCUGCUGCGUGAGGAGACAGAGGGCUUCUCCAAGGUGCUGUGUCUACUACACACAGGUGUAACCAAGAGCCAGCUCGAAGCAACCAGAACGGACUUAAUGGCGCUCAUUGGCUUUUUCGAUUUGGACGCUAAUCGAGUCUUGGACUUGGUACUGGACGCCUACGAGAUGCACCCGAGGAACGACUGCUUCGCUCAGCUUUUGGACAUUUUCAAGCGCGAGAGUUUACCUCACAUUAUGGGCUUCAAGUUCCAGUUCUACAAGCGUGAUCCGCCCGCAGUGGAAGGAGUCACGACGCCACGUUCGCUGUAUCGACUCGCUGCCACGUUGCUGAACAAGAGACUGCUGGAAUUGGAUGCGCUCUUGCCACACUUGGCGCCGUCUCGAGACACCAUUUUGAAGAUGUCUUUGGAGCAUGAGAAGGAGAUGAUUAAGAAAGCGGGAUCGUUUGGACAGAUCAGUCUCGCAGCUAAGAAAGACACCGAUAAGCCGGGAGGAGAGGACGAAGCAGCAGCAGAAGCCGAGAAACGGAAGAAGGACGCAGAGCACAAUCAGGUGUACGGAUUGAUUAUUGGCCUACUGGAGAUUGGCGCACGGGAACGAGCCUUUGAGAUGAUUUCGUGGUUCCAGAAGAGAGGAGUGAACCCUCUGACGUUUACACCGCUAACGACAGAGCUCUGUGCUGUGGUGAAUGUGAUGAUUGAGGACGUGUACGCCUCGCUAUCGUAUCGCAGUUUGCAGCUUGUUAGUGAUAAGAACGGAGCGUCUGGGACUCUAUUGAAGAAGACGGCACCACAUACCAGUACGAGCAACCACUACAUUCGUCGCGAAUCUACGCUAGAAGACUGCGUGUCGGAGGUUUUCCCCAUUGUGGAUAUGAUUGGCCCGCAUUUGUUCCACGACCAGUUUCUGUUCCUGAAGCUGUUGCGGAUCGUGGGCAAGUUGGUCGAAGAUCACACAAAGAAGCUCAGCACUGCAGUGAAUAAGGGCGAGAAUGAUACUGCUCUCCUGGACAAGGUGAAGUCUCUGCUGGUGAAUACGUUUCUUCCUGCGAUGUCUUUACAGGAGUGCAACCCAAGCACGGCGUUCUUGGUGUGGGAAUUGAUCAAGGGUUUGCCAUGUGAUGAACGCUACCGUCUGUAUCUGCAUUGGUUCGAGGCGUACGACAAGUUCCCGGAAUUGCGUUUAAAAGAAGCGAAGGUAGUGCAGAGCACGCGCGGCGUCAUGCGACGGCUUACAGCAGAUCGAGCGAAGCUGUCGGCGCGCAGUUUGACGCACGUGGCGCACUCGAACCCGUUGAUCGUGUUCCGCACGAUGCUGCGUCAGAUUCAGUCGUACGACAACUUGAUUCAGCCUGUGGUGGACUCGUUCAAAUUUGUGACGCCACUGGGGAUGGAUGUGCUCUCGUUUGUUCUCGUCAGUGAGUUAUCAAGACCCCAGAAAUCCAUGAAGUCGGACGGCACCCACGUCUCGCUUUGGCUCACUUCGCUGGCGAAUUUCUCAGGCAGUUUCUAUCGCAAAUAUCCGAACGUGGAGCUAGCAGGUCUGCUGCAAUAUCUCAUCCAGCGUCUGCAGAACUGGGCGUCCGUAGACCUCAUUGUGUUGAGUGAACUACUGACGAAGAUGGGUUCGUGUUUGAGCUUGGAGGAUAUCUCGGUGAGUCAGUUGGAAGCGCAGGCUGGAGGGCCACACUUGUGGUACGAGCCGACAGAUCCCAAGUUCCAGAACCGCCGAGCCAUCCCGAGACUGCGAGAUGCUCUGAUCAAGCGAGAUUUAGCGCUGCCAUUGUGCAUUUUGAUUUGCCAGAUGCGCAGUCGUAUCGAGUACCAUGAAGAUCGAGAGCUGCCACACUUGAAGCUGCUCGGUCGUGUGUUUGACACGUGCCAGCUAACACUCAGUCAGCUUCUGCAGUUCCUGGGCGGAGUGGUAGACCCGUUAGUAUACCGGAAGAUGCUGCCGUCGAUCACGACUCUAGUUCGCGACUAUAACGUGCAACCAGAGCUUGCGAUGUCUCUGUGUCGUCCGGCGAUGCGCAGUGAUGAUCCAGUUCUGCAAACUGCCCCACGAGGUGUGCACGCCACUGGUGGUUCGAAUACAGCAAGCAACGGAGCGGCUACCAAUGGCGCAGCAGCCAAUGGCACAUCUAGUGGAGAAAAAUGCUGGUACAUGUACAACGCUGAUUUCCUGGAAGACAUCAGACAAGCCCUGUGUACCAGUGAUGGACCUGACAGCAAGCCCAAAGACCCAUUCACUGGACUAACACCAGAAGUGUACGCGACAUUCUGGGGCCUCAAGUUGUACGACAUCCACAUCCCGUUCCAGCAGUACGAGUCGGAGAUCCUUCGUCUGCGUAACUCUGUCACGUCUGGAGCAAACGCCUCGCUUAGCGCCAGUGAGCGAAAGAAGCUGAAAGAGAAGACCACACAGAUGAUCGAUGUGCUUACAACGGAGCAGAAAGACCAGGUGGCGCACCGGAAACGCGUGUACGAACGACUAGAGAAUAUGAAGAGCAAGUUCUUCAAAGAUGAACCCAACGACCACCAGACCGCGAUCGAUGAAUUACUGCAGAAAUGCGUGAUCCCUCGCUCUCUCAUGUCGCCUGAAGACGCGCUGUUUGCUGCCAAGUUUAUGGAGCGCUUACACACUUUCUCCACGCCGCAGAUGAGUACGCUGCAGUACAUCCACAAGGUCAACAUGAAGGUGUCGGCGAUCGUGCUGUGUGCUACGGAGCGCGAGGCGAGCAACUUUGGUAUCUUCAUGAAGGAAACGCUGGGACUUAUUCUGCGCUGGUACCAGAACGGAGCAACGUACGACGACGAAGCGAUUCACGGGAAAAUGGGCUUGAGUCUGGAUCUGCACGACGACAAGAAGCGUCUCGCGCAUCGCCAGUUCAAGUCGGCGUAUGCUCGUUGGCACAAGCAGUUGGAGCUCGUGUACACGACAGCGCUCUCGAGUGGCGAGUACAUGCCUAUUCGUAACUCUCUUGUGGUCCUUACGAAGCUCAUUGACGUGUUCCCGGCGGGUCGUGGAACAGCCGACGUGAUUCUGGGGAUCGUGGAGAAGCUGACGAACGAGGACCGUGAAGAUAUCAAGAUCAUGGCCAAACGUUACUUCGCUCUCUUGACGAAGAGGAAGACGUCGCUUAUCGACGACAGACUGCUACGUAGUCGCAAUGCUCCAGCUAAGUCUCCGACUGCGACGUCCGAUGAGAAGAAGAAUUCGACGGACGUUGCUGAGGACGAGAAGAACGAUAACGAUGGCGACAAGGACAGUGAUGUCAAGCGUGAAAGCUCGACGAAACCAGCGCUAAGUCGUGUAGAGAGUCAGGAACUGGAAAGCGGCGAGAUCGUGAUGGGAAAAAGCAACAGUAGCAACAAUUUGUUGUCUGCGAGGACGAAGCAGCGAGACUCGGAGCGUGGACGUGGAGCUGAGCGCAAUCGUAAUAGUCGUGGUGGACGUGGUGGCUCGGAUGACCGUCGCAGUCGUGUCGAACGUGACGAGUCUGAAGACCGUCGAGACAGCUCGGCUGAAGCUCCUCGUGAACAUCGUGCGAGUGAAGAAAGACGCGGUCGUCGUGACCACCGCGAGUCUUCCCCCACAGCUGGUCGCAGUAGCUCGAUGAACAAUCGCGCGAACGAGACGCGUGAACGCAGUGGCUCAGCGUCCCGCAAACACGAAAGAUCUCCAGCUCCUCGUCGCAGUCGAUCGGGUGAGCGGGCGGAUGAUCGUGGUAACACUAGCGAUAACCGUCGCUCAUCUCGCGAACGUGGACGUGAACGGGGCCAAGCUAACCGUGGAAGAGGUGAAGGCGACCGAAGAGGACGAGGAGAUCGGGACUCGAAUGCACAGCUCAGUCGUAGUCGCAGUCAUGAUCGUCAUGAUCGCAAUCAGAGAAAUCGUGGUUCAAUGCAUGGACGUGAAGACAGCGAAACAAGGAAACCAUUGGAGUCGAAGCCAACCAGUAGCCCAGCACGAAACGAGGAACCAGUCAAGUCAACGUCACCAAAACCAGAGCGGAAUACUGAGCAGUCUACGCCUGAAGCUGGUCGUAAGAGAGCACGACCGGCAGAGCAAUCGGAGGCUGCGUUGCGUCGGCAAUUGACAGCUGAGAAGGAGGCCAAGGCGAAGGAGCAGCAGCAAUCUGGAGAGCGCGCGAGACCGGCGGCACGUGAGCGUACACGGCCCCCGCUUCCGUCCACUUCGACUGCAUCCCCCGCUGGGAUGGUCUCGCCCACUGGGACGCCAACGGGUAAUGCACGCAAGAUCGUGUCGCUCGUGUCUUCGUCCCGCAAACGUGAGCGUGAACCUGCGAGUGAAGGCGAGACGCCCACUGGCAACCCACCGGAAGGCAAGCGGCGUCGUGACAAUGGCAACGGUAAUGGGGGUGAACAGAAGGGCGGACACGAUGAUAAACGCAAGCGCAAGAACAAGGGCGGAGGCGAUGGCAACAAGGGCAACCAGCAACAGCGUGAUCAAGUGCGUGGACGUCAAGACCGUGGUGGCCGCAAUGGAGGCAACAACGACAGACGUGGAGGCCAAGACGAACGUGGCGGGAAUGGUGGCAAUGGAGGCGGCCGUCGACGCGAUCGCAAUGACAACCGUGGAGGUCGCCGGUAG